This is a messenger RNA of Cornus florida, 1710 nucleotides long. Its product is annotated as rho GDP-dissociation inhibitor 1-like. Gene Ontology annotation, molecular function: Rho GDP-dissociation inhibitor activity; protein binding. NCBI's taxonomy places the organism in Eukaryota, Viridiplantae, Streptophyta, Magnoliopsida, Cornales, Cornaceae. The transcript is spliced from 5 exons. Gene Ontology annotation, biological process: Rho protein signal transduction. Bases 626 to 1357 code for a protein of 243 amino acids. Gene Ontology annotation, cellular component: cytoplasm; cytosol; membrane. The record is from RefSeq and is a predicted model, not a curated record.
UUUCUUAAUUAAUUUUUUUUUUAAAAUUUGAAUUAUUAUUAUUAUCUUUUAUUGAAUUUUAAGGUAACUUUAAAACAAAAUUUAUCACUUUUACUAUUAGUAGCACGUAUAUGCAUAUUCCCCAGCAGUUUGGAGAGUAUGGACUUUGGAGUUAACAAUCCGAUUGCAGAGUUUAAUACAAUUAUAAAGAAAGGGUCAAGAAACCGUUUUUGUAGCCCAAAUUUGCGCUAUGAAUUGUAGUUUCAGGGGCCUAGAAUUACCAUACUUGAAUGAAAACCCCAAAAGUCCCUUCAUCAUCAUUCAUAUUCGGAGGACCACAAAAUCAUCUCUCUAACAAACACACAUUUUCACCGAACAAAAGAAAAAAAAAAAAUCAUUUCCUUUUAUUGGUUUGACCUUUUACCAGUGUUCACUCAUGAUGUUUGUUUAUUCCAAGUGCUUAGUUGAGUUCUCUUGAAACAUUUGAUCAUUACCUUCUUGGGAUUCUCUCACCCAGAAGGUCUCUUUUUUCUUUCUAAUCAUUUGUUAGGUCUCUGUUUCACUCAUUGUUAUCCUUUUUUUGGUUGUGUAGUUGUAUUUUCAAUGCUUAUUUCAUUAUAAUCAAAUGAAUACUUGAGAGGGGUCUAUGACCAUUGGAGAAAUUUCAAGUUCUGUGACAAUGGUUGUUGAUGAUAAGAAAGGAACUGAAAAUUCAACCCAACCAAGCGAAGCAUCUACAGACCAAGAAAAUGUAAUCGACUCCGGGGAGGCACUUAGUAGACAGCCAAGUGGAGCUUCUUGUUACGCGACAGAGGGAGAGGAAGAAGACGAAGAAACUCGGAUACAAGUGGGCCCCAAGUGCAGUAUCAAAGAACAUCUUGAGAAAGACAAGGAUGAUGAGAGCUUGAGGAGGUGGAAAGAACAGCUUCUUGGCAGUGUUGAUGUCAAUUCAGUUGGAGAAAUUCUAGAACCAGAUGUGAAGAUUUUGAGCCUCACCAUUCUCUCCCCUGGUAGACCUGAUCUUGUUCUUCCAGUUCCCGAGGCUGGUAACCCCAAGGGCUUGUGGUUUACUUUGAAAGAAGGUAUCCCCUACAGUCUCAGAUUCUCCAUUCAGGUCAGCAAUAACAUUGUUUGUGGCCUCAGAUACACCAACACUGUGUGGAAAACUGGUAUCAAGGUUGAUAGCUCAAAGCAUAUGCUCGGAACAUUUAGUCCUCAGUCAGAGCCAUACAUACAUGAGAUGCCAGAAGAGACUGCUCCAUCUGGUUUUUUUGCAAGAGGGUCAUAUUCGGCAAGAUCAAAGUUUAUUGAUGACGACGACAAGUGCUACCUGGAAAUCAACUACACCUUUGACAUCCAGAAACAAUGGCCAAAGUAAAACCGCGAAUUUUCGGAUAGCUCUCUCAGUUACCUCUUUGGAAGCUGCAUUGUGAACAAGUGGAACGAAGCAGAGAGAAAUCAGAUAGAUAGUUUCUUGGAGACUACCAGUUACUAGUAAUAGAGCUUGGCUUGUUUGUGAUAUUUGUUUUGGUUUUUUCUGCUCUCUUCUGUCUGUCUUGACAUUUAAACCAGGGGCUCCUUUGCCUUAAUUAGCUAGUUAGCCAUUUGUAUAGGCAGCUGCCAGCAGUUGAAGACAGUCGUCCUCGGUAUUGUGGUUUUGUUUAUAUUAUGGUUUCGUUCAGUGAUUGUAGAGAUCUUUACAAAACAAUCUUGCUGUUUAUAGUUAAUAAA